AUGAUGAUGGGCCGUGUGAUGUGUGUGUUGGCCGUUGUGCUGUGCUGCGCCUGCGGGUAUACCAUGGCUGCUGCUAUUACUGGUACUGGACAGCCAAAGUCACAGUUUCGUGAUCUUGGGGGCUGGGCUGGUGUUCCUUAUGCUACACGGACCGAGAAGAAACAGAUAUUGCGAAAGAUGUGUAAGAAGAACAGUGAAGCUGUUUUUGAUAAAUUAACGUGUAACGAUGUGAAACGUGAAGAUGAAAUAUUCGUUUUUAAUGAUUAUGAACAUGUGAAACCACCUAAAAAGGUUGAUAUGAGUACUGGUUGGUAUUGGAAUGCAGAACAUAAGGCAGAAAGAGAGAAAAGGGAUAAGGAACAAAAGUUUCGAGAGGUGUGUAAGAGGAAUCCUGAAACUGUUACUAAUGAAGUAAAUUGCACGGAGUUUUUAAAACCCAAGACAGCGGAGGCUGACGUGAGGCAAGUUAAUCAUGAAGAGGCUCCAUCAAGUGCGGCACAGAACUCUGCAGGUGGUUCUUCUUCUCAUUCUGACAACACCAGGACUUCCAAAACAGAAGUGUCAGCACCCAGCGUAACAACACCAACAGUUACCAGCACGCAAGUCCACACUCAAGUGUCUACUGUAGCUACACAUACUAAUCAGGGGGCAUCAAGCAGCACAACAGCUAACAGUACUCCUGGCAACUCUAAUACUACCCAGCAAUCUGCUGCAGCUGUUGAUGCGCCUGCCACACCAGAAUCACGAGAAACCACUUCCAGUACUCCGCCGAGCUCCGAGAGCACAAUCAGUGAAGCACCAACCACCACUCCAUCUCCUGUUUCCGUACCUGACACACAGAUCAACAACAUUUCCCCCACUAUGCAGAACAAGGCUAAUGUUGACAGCAGUGUCAGUCCUGUGUGGAUGCGCACUGCAGCACCGCUGCUGAUUGUGUCUGUGUUGUUCUCCUUUACUGUGUACUGA
Trypanosoma theileri is the source of this 966-nucleotide messenger RNA. RefSeq lists its product as uncharacterized. The coding region runs from base 1 to 966 and encodes 321 amino acids. NCBI's taxonomy places the organism in Eukaryota, Euglenozoa, Kinetoplastea, Trypanosomatida, Trypanosomatidae. The record is from RefSeq and is a predicted model, not a curated record. The transcript has a single exon.